AGGUAAAGCAAAAUGACCCAGAGAAAGGGCCCAUAGGUUUGAGGAAAGACACCAGCCAGGAGCCAGGCACUAUUUGUCCGCCAUUCGGCAAGAGCGUCCCCAACGAAUGGCACCCAGGGGGCGCCACGCAGGCUGGGCAGCUAAGCGCCCGAUGGAGGGCGCCAUUGUGGAGGAACCUAGCGGCGCAAUGGAGCCCUGGUCCUGGGCAGGGGUCGGUGGGCAAGGCCCUCAGGGUCCCCGUGUGCCCGGGGUCUCUCACAGCCGCACCCGUGCCUGCGCCCUUCUGCUGCUGCUGCUGCUGCUGCUCCUGCCUCGGUGGCCGGCAGGCUGCUUGGCCACAGGCGAAUCCCCCGGGGCGCUGUCCACCACAGUCCCGACCGACCCUGGAGUCUCCUGUGGCCCCAGAGCCACCUGUCCCUCAGGCAGGCUUCGCCUUCCCCGGCAGGCCAACACUCCAGGGACCACCGCUCCACCAACACCAUCACCGACGACUACGGCGGCCGCUCUGGUGAGGACUGCCGGGUCCGUUCGUAAGAUGAAACCCAGCCAGUUCCGCUUCUGUGGUUCCUCCCAUGAGCCGGACCCUACUCUCAGGGACCCAGAAGCCAUGACUCGGCGGUGGCCAUGGAUGGUCAGUGUGCAGGCUAACGGCAUGCAUAUCUGUGCUGGCACCCUUAUUGCUUCCCAGUGGGUGCUGACCGUGGCCCACUGCUUGACCCUGCCUCAUGUUAACUACACAGUGAGGGUGGGGAGUCCAUGGGUUAACCAGACCACAGCCACCAGCACCGAUGUUCCAGUACAUCAGAUCAUCAUAAACAGACGCUACCAAGCCAGGCGGUACUGGUCUUGGGUUGGCCGGGCCAAUGACAUCAGCCUCCUCAAACUCCAGUGGGGGCUCAAGUACAGCAAAUAUGUGUGGCCCAUCUGCCUGCCUGGCCUGGAAUACGUGUUGGAGGACAGUUCUGUCUGCACCGUGACAGGCUGGGGAUAUCCCAAGGUUAAUGACAGGUGGCCCCAGUUCCAAUCCCUUCAGGAGAAGGAAGUCUCCAUCAUGAACAGCAGGAAAUGUGAGCAAUUCUACCACAAGUUCUCCAAGAUCCCCUCUCUGGUUCGGAUCAUCAACUCUCAGAUGAUCUGUGCCUCGGACAACAACAGGGAGAAGUUCUGCUAUGAGCUAACCGGCGAGCCCUUGGUCUGCUCUUCGGAUAGCAGCACAUGGUACCUGGUGGGAAUGAUGAGCUGGGGCCCAGGCUGCAAGAAGAACGAGGCUCCGCCCAUCUUUCUGCAGGUCUCCACCUUCCAGCCGUGGAUCUGGAACCACCUUAGCGGGGAUGCCCUGGCCCUGGCAGCCCCUGCCAGGACCUCGCUCCUGGCUGUCCUUCUGCUCCUCGGCCUUCUUGGCACUCUGUGAUACUGCCGGGGCUCCUUCCCUUCCUACAGAGUGCCGCUGUGGGCGUGGCAAUCAGCGGGGACUAGCAGAGAUUAAACACUUCUGUUUCCCA
Molecule: messenger RNA, 1502 nt
Organism: Mesocricetus auratus (golden hamster)
Lineage: Eukaryota; Metazoa; Chordata; Mammalia; Rodentia; Cricetidae
Product: serine protease 50
Exons: 6
Coding region: 107-1411 (434 amino acids)
Biological process (GO): proteolysis
Cellular component (GO): endoplasmic reticulum
Molecular function (GO): serine-type endopeptidase activity; threonine-type endopeptidase activity
Source: RefSeq, a predicted model, not a curated record